Molecule: messenger RNA, 432 nt
Organism: Hibiscus syriacus
Lineage: Eukaryota; Viridiplantae; Streptophyta; Magnoliopsida; Malvales; Malvaceae
Exons: 3
Coding region: 1-432 (143 amino acids)
Molecular function (GO): fatty acyl-CoA hydrolase activity
Source: RefSeq, a predicted model, not a curated record
AUGACCGAAUACUCCCAGGAAGAAGAAAGCAUUUCACAGGCGCAUAAUUUCCAGUUGCAGAGAUCUCUAAAAUUGCUCCACGGCGUCGCAAACGGUGCCGUAGGCUACGAGCUCGAGGCUCGAAGCCUUCGUGAUGGGAAUUGGCAUGCCGGAGCCAUAGCGACUAUAAUCGACAGUGUUGGUGCCACCGCCAUAUACUCCGUCUGUCACAAAGUAAAAGUCACCGUCAAUUUCAACAUUCAAUAUCAUUCUACUGCUAAGAUUCAGGAAGAAGUGGAGAUAGAGGCAAAGGCAAACGGAAACCGAGGAAAGCUUUCAUCUGUGCUGGUAGAGAUUCGAAACAAAUCCAAGAAUGGACGGUUGAUUGCAGUUGGUACUCAAUGGACGGCUGGUAAUGACUAUAGAUCACCUCAACCUCAAGCUAAGCUUUGA